AUGAGGGUGAACAAGAAAUACUCAUGUCUACCUGCUGAGGAGAAGGGGAUCCACAUUAUCAACAUCCGAGCUAUUGAGGAUAUAGGAUAUGACCAGCAUGAGAGUACAUUAUUAAAUUCCCUAUCCAAAAAUCCAGAUGCUGACUGCAAAUAUGGACUCUACUUCAGAGAUGGCAAGAGAAAAGUAGACUACAUCCUAGUUUAUCAUUACAAGAAGUCCUCAGCAGGGAGGACACUCGCCAGGAGAGUUCAUCAUAAUGACGCAAGUGCCCGAAGCGCCAAGCAAGACCAGCCGCUUCCUGGGAAGGGAGUGCAGCUGGAAAUGGGGGAAAGCGAACCUCAUGUGGAUUACCACGAAGACGACAAGAGGUUUCGCCGGGAGGAGUACGAAGGGAACCUCGUGGAGGCUGGUCUGGAACUGGAACGUGAUGAGGAUACUAAAAUCCAUGGGGUUGGAUUUGUAAAAAUACACGCACCGUGGAAUGUAUUGUGUCGAGAGGCAGAAUUUCUUAAGCUCAAGAUGCCCACAAGAAAGAUGUAUCAGAUCAAUCAGACCCAUGGUCUUCUGAAAAAGAUUAACUCUGUAAUUCAAAAAAUAACAGAGCCCAUCCAGCCAAAAGUAGCAGAACACAAACCUCAGACAGUGAAGCGCCUCUCUUACCCCUUCUCCAGAGAGAAACAGCACCUAUUUGAUUUGUCUGACAGAGAUUCCUUCUUUGACAGCAAAACGAGAAGCACUAUAGUUUAUGAAAUAUUGAAAAGAACGACAUGUACCAAAGCAAAAUAUAGCAUGGGGAUCACCAGUCUGCUUGCCAAUGGAGUUUACAGUGCUGCAUAUCCUUUGCAUGAUGGUGACUAUGAAGGUGAAAACGUUGAACCAAAUGACAGAAAACUCCUGUGUGAGGAGUGGGCGAGCUACGGAGUCUUUUACAAAUAUCAGCCAAUUGACCUGGUGAGAAAAUACUUUGGAGAGAAGAUUGGACUAUAUUUUGCCUGGCUGGGAGUUUAUACGCAAAUGCUUAUUCCAGCUUCAAUUGUAGGGAUUAUCGUUUUCCUGUAUGGCUGUGCAACUGUGGAUGAGAAUAUCCCAAGUAUGGAAAUGUGUGACCAGAGAAACAAUAUCACCAUGUGUCCCUUAUGUGACAGAACAUGCAGUUACUGGAAGAUGAGCUCUGCUUGUGCGACUGCUCGUGCAAGUCAUCUGUUUGAUAACCCUGCAACUGUCUUCUUCUCAGUCUUCAUGGCUCUCUGGGCUGCCACCUUUAUGGAACACUGGAAGAGAAAACAGAUGCGUCUCAACUACAGGUGGGACCUGACUGGGUUUGAAGAGGAGGAGGAGGCAGUCAAGGAUCAUCCAAGAGCGGAAUAUGAAGCUAAAGUUUUAGAAAAAUCACUGAGGAAAGAACACAAACAUAAAGAGAAGCAUCGGUAUUUUCCAGAAGAGACAGCAAACAAAUGGAGACAAAGAGUUAAGACAGUCAUGGCUGGGGUGAAAUUGACAGAUAAAGAAAAGCUGACAUGGAAGGAUCGUUUUCCAGCCUAUUUAACCAAUUUUGUUGGCAUUAUCUUCAUGGUUGGGCUGACGUUCGCUAUAGUGUUUGGAGUCAUCAUAUACAGGAUCUCGACUGCAGCGGCGCUGGCCAUCAGCUCAACUCCCUCAGGCCGGUCAAGUGUCAGGGUCACUGUCACUGCCACCGCAGUCAUUAUCAAUUUGGUUGUCAUCAUCAUCCUAGAUGAAGUAUAUGGCUGCAUCGCAAGGUGGCUAACUCAGAUCGAGGUGCCAAAAACUGACAAGAAUUUCGAGGAGCGGCUGAUUUUUAAGGCUUUCCUGCUGCAAUUUGUCAAUGCCUACACACCUAUUUUCUACGUUGCUUUCUUCAAAGGCCGAUUUGUUGGACGUCCAGGAGACUACGUCUACAUUUUCCAUUCCUUCCGAAUGGAAGAGUGUGCUCCAGGUGGUUGCCUAAUGGAGUUAUGUAUCCAGCUCAGUAUUAUCAUGUUGGGCAAGCAGCUGAUUCAGAACAAUUUAUUUGAGAUUGGCAUCCCAAAAAUGAAGAAAUUUAUACGAUACAUGAAAUUAAAGCGUCGACGUUCUUUAGACCAUGAAGAGCACAUGAAAAAAAAGCAGCGUUAUGAAGUGGACUAUAACCUGGAGCCUUUCGCUGGACUUACCCCUGAAUAUAUGGAAAUGAUUAUUCAGUUUGGAUUUGUAACUUUGUUUGUUGCAUCCUUCCCACUGGCGCCUUUGUUUGCUUUGUUGAACAACAUCAUUGAAAUCCGUCUAGAUGCAAAAAAAUUUGUUACUGAGCUGAGGAGACCGGUAGCAGUCAGAGCAAAGGAUAUAGGAAUCUGGUAUAAUAUCCUCAGAGGAAUUGGAAAGCUUGCUGUCAUAAUAAAUGCAUUUGUGAUCUCAUUCACAUCCGACUUCAUUCCACGCCUCGUGUACCUGUAUAUGUACAGUGAGAAUGGCACCAUGCAUGGCUUCGUGAACCAUACACUAUCCUCUUUUAAUGUCAGCGAUUUUCAAGCAGGAACAGCUCCAAAUGACCCCAUGGAUCUUGGCUACGAGGUUCAGAUAUGCAGAUACAAAGAUUAUCGAGAACCCCCUUGGUCCGAAAACAAGUACGACAUUUCAAAGGAUUUCUGGGCUGUCCUAGCAGCGAGAUUAGCAUUUGUGAUAGUUUUCCAGAACUUGGUCAUGUUCAUGAGUGACUUUGUUGACUGGAUUAUCCCAGACAUUCCCAAAGACAUUAGUCAGCAGAUUCAUAAAGAGAAAGUUCUCAUGGUGGAGGUCUUCAUGAGAGAAGAGCAAGGGAAGCUGCAAAUGCUAGAAACCUGGAAAGACAAGGACAAGAAAAAGGGUGAAAACUGUAACAGUCACAGCCCCAGACUCUCCAGGAGCCACAGUGGGAGCUUGUCCUCCUGCCAUUCAUAUCCUCUUGACGUAUAGAAGAGGAGGGAGUUGAGUAUGUCGGGGCAUUCCACUGAUACACAAGCCAUCGCGUAAAGGGCAGGACUCAAUGGACAACCUGGUGCAUGUUGAAGGAUGUGCUGCCAUUUUGCUCCCAUCUUUGUGAGAAAUGCUCUUCUUACAAAUAUGGAGGACCACAUUCUAUUUCUGAUAAUGUUGUUUUUUCUUUUGCACAAGCAGUAAUGCAGGGAAUUUUUAUAUUUCAUCGAUAGAUAAUGCUGUUGACGUUGGUGUG
This is a messenger RNA of Phaethon lepturus (White-tailed tropicbird), 3205 nucleotides long. RefSeq names its product anoctamin 1, calcium activated chloride channel (gene ANO1). The coding region runs from base 1 to 2949 and encodes 982 amino acids. Lineage: Eukaryota; Metazoa; Chordata; Aves; Phaethontiformes; Phaethontidae. The record is from RefSeq and is a predicted model, not a curated record. Gene Ontology annotation, biological process: chloride transmembrane transport. The transcript is spliced from 26 exons. Gene Ontology annotation, cellular component: plasma membrane. Gene Ontology annotation, molecular function: protein dimerization activity; chloride channel activity.